Molecule: messenger RNA, 2238 nt
Organism: Amaranthus tricolor (Joseph's coat)
Lineage: Eukaryota; Viridiplantae; Streptophyta; Magnoliopsida; Caryophyllales; Amaranthaceae
Exons: 3
Coding region: 1-2238 (745 amino acids)
Source: RefSeq, a predicted model, not a curated record
AUGCCUCCGAUUUCUAGGAAAAGACUGUCUACAAGCAGUGUUAACCGUACACUAAGGAAUUUAGUAAGAGCACUUGCGGAUGUAGGUACUCCACGAGAGAGAUCUGUGUCGGAAUUAGCCUCUGACAUGAGUAAAAGGAUCAGUCAGAGCAAGCCCUCGACCUUCGAUGGUAAGGGGGAACCAUCGGAACUCGAGCUAUGGUUGAGGGAAUUUGACAAACUUUUUGAUGUAGUUGAGUGCCUAGAAGAACUAAAGGUCAACCAGGCUGCGUUUUAUUUGGUUGGUGAAGCCGACUAUUGGUGGGAAAAUAGUAGAUCUGGGUUAUUAGAACAAGCUGAUGGAGUCUUUAAUUGGGAUUUGUUUAAAAGGGCUAUGCGAGAGAAAUUUUACCCUUUACACGUGAGGAAAGAUAAGUCAAACGAGUUCGCUCAUUUGGAAAUGGGAGAGAUGACUAUUGAUGAAUAUUAUCGAAAAUUUAUGGAAUAUAUUCAGUACUGUCCUGAUGAUGUUCCCACUAAGGAGAAAAAGAUGCAGCGAUUUGAACUGGGAUUGUCGUAUGACAUUCAAAAACAUAUUGAGAGCGACCGCUAUAACACCCUGGAACAUAUGUACAAGCGUGCAUCUCAAAUAGGGAACAUUCUGAGGAAGGAGAAGGAAAAAGAGAAGAGUAAUGUCCCUGCGAAGAGGAAGGAGAUUGCAGGCCAGACAUCAGGGAGUUCGUCGGACUUCUAUCAGAAGAAAGCUAGAAAUUUCGUAAAUUUUCAGGGAAGUAGGUCUAGUACAAAUUCUGGGUUUAGGGGAGACGCGAAGCCUGCUAAGCCAUUACUGGACCGAGAUGGCAAUGAAAGGAAGUAUUUCUGUAGGAGAUGGAGGGGAAAUCAUCCUGGAAAGGAUUGUGAUGGAAAUUUGGUUGAAUGUAAUUUUUGCCACAAGAGUGGACAUAGGGAGUAUGAAUGCUACAUCAAGAAAGGGAGUGGAAGUCAACAGCCGGGUGAGCAGCACCGGCAGCAGAAUUCGAAUAACUCCGGAAGGCAAGUCAACCUACAGUACGGAAAUAGUAAUCAUGGGAACACUGCUCAGAGGUUUCAGCCACCUAUUAGUAGGGGACAAGUCCGGGUGGAUGGAAACCGGAUCGAAGGGUCAGGUAUGCAACGUGGGGGUAAUCAAGUGGAAGAAAUAAAUGCACAGCCGUUUGGUGGACGGGUAACUGCGGUCAGUGCAAGGGAAGCUGACCAAGCAACGGAUGUAGUUACAGGUACGUUCACCAUUCAUUCUGUAGCUGUUAAUGUACUUUUUGAUUCGGGUGCAACAUGUUCUUUUCUUGCAAAGAGUAAGGUUGAGGAGUUGAAUUUAGGAACGUUUGAAAAAGUUUCUUAUGCAGUGGCUGUUCUAUCGGAAAAAUUGUACAAUUGUGAUAGAUUGUAUAAGGAGGUACCCUUGAGAAUAGGGAAGGUCAUUUUUCCUUGUGGCUUAGAGCAGAGAGUGUUGUUGGAAGGAACGCGAGGGGAAAACGUUAGACAUAGAAAAUUUCAAAAAGGAUCUAGAACGAAUUUGGUGUCGACCUUGAAAUUUCAGAGACUCAUAAGGCAAGGACACCCUUUGUACCUAUGUCAUAUCAGUCAAGUGGAGAAGAAGGAGAAGGAACCUAAGGACAUUGCUGUAGUGAGUGAAUUUUUGGAUGUUUUCCUUGACGAAAUUCCCGGCAUGCCACCUCAACGGGAAAUUGAUUUCAAAAUAGACUUGGUGCCUGGGACGGGACCAAUUUCUAAGGCCCCUUAUCGCAUGGCUUCGAAGGAAAUGGAAGAAUUAAAGUCUCAGCUUGAGGAAUUGUUGGACAAGGGUUAUAUCCGACCUAGUGUUUCCCCUUGGGGGCCUCCAGUUCUUUUUGUGAGAAGAAGGAUGUGCGUAUUGGAUAAGCACGUGGUAGUCUUUAUUGAUGACAUAUUGGUCUAUUCGAAAGACCGAGAUGAUCAUGAUAAACAUCUAUGUUUAGUCCUGCAAACCCCGCGAGAAAAUAAUUUGUACGCGAAAUUGUUGAAGUGUGACUUUUGGUUGGAAAAGGUCUCAUUUUUGGGUCAUUUUGUUUCUAAAGAGGGCGUUUCGGUUGAUCUGGCAAAAAUAGAUGCUGUUCGAAGCUGGCCUGCACCAAAGAAUGUCACCAAGUACGAAUUUUCUUGGGCUUGGCUGGGUAUUACCGUCGUUUCGUCAAGGACUUCUCGCGUAUUGCUCGGCCUAUGA